Messenger RNA from Drosophila miranda, 714 nucleotides. RefSeq names its product odorant receptor 65a-like. The transcript is spliced from 3 exons. Bases 1 to 714 code for a protein of 237 amino acids. The record is from RefSeq and is a predicted model, not a curated record. Lineage: Eukaryota; Metazoa; Arthropoda; Insecta; Diptera; Drosophilidae.
AUGGUCGAACCAUCUGGCGAACGGGUCGGAUUUCGUCUGAGCAAGAAAUGGAAGAGAUUCGUGAAGCCGUAUGCCCCGUUCAGGAGGGUUUAUAGGACCCCGUCAAAGUGUCCCGAGCACACGGUGCCAUACCUAAACCGAGAACAGCUAAUAAGCACGGGAUACUACCCGAACUCUACGCAAAACAGCGUGCCUGGCCAGAGGUCCUUUCAUGUGUUUCUUUUGGUCAAGGGUACCAUAUUAUUCAGCUCAAUAUUAUACGCCGCUUCUGAAUCCCUGGACGACAUUGUGGAAUUGGGACGGGAUCUCGCGUUCAUAAUAGCGUCGUUUUUCAUAUAUUUCAAGUAUAUAUAUUUCCUGCUGUAUGCCGAUAACGUGGACGAGGUAAUCGAUGGCCUCGAGGAGUGCUACCGUUGGGAGAGAGCGGGCCCGGCUGCUGCAGGAGUGCGAUCGGCAAAGCGCUUGCAUUAUCUGAUUGUCAUCGGAAUGCAAAUAAUUUGGGUGGUUUCCAUGAUCAUUUUUAUAGUGCUAUUAAUUUCGACGCCAUUUUUGACACAACAGGAGUUGCCGUUCCAUGCAGCCCAUUCGUUUUACUUGCACGAUCCUUUGAGGCAUCCGAGAAUACACAUUCUCAUCUACUUAUCACAAUCUUUCGACAUUCUAUACUACCUCACGUGGCUGACCGUUACCGAGGUCAUGUCCGUGUCCAUUUAA